This is a messenger RNA of Suillus paluster, 1725 nucleotides long. RefSeq lists its product as uncharacterized. Bases 1 to 1725 code for a protein of 574 amino acids. Gene Ontology annotation, molecular function: NADP binding; flavin adenine dinucleotide binding; N,N-dimethylaniline monooxygenase activity. The transcript has 13 exons. The record is from RefSeq and is a predicted model, not a curated record. Lineage: Eukaryota; Fungi; Basidiomycota; Agaricomycetes; Boletales; Suillaceae.
AUGGCGAACCAGCUGACCCUCCCUACUCUCGAUAAGCUCAAAAGUUCAGUUUCUCCUGAUGUCGACGUUCAAGCGGUAGCCACGUCAAUGAUCUCCUUGUCGAUGACUGUCUUCUGGCGCGAUAUGCUCGCUCUCACAUGGGACUUUCGUACUUUCCAAGGCACCCCUGCUGUUGAAAAAUUCCUCACAGAUCGGCUCCCACUAUUUACUCUAUCUUCUUUCACACUCGAGAAGGAUCUUAUAAAGCUUCAGAGACCAUUCCCCGAUCUUGCGUGGAUUCAGGCAUUUUUUGACUUUGAGACUACAGUCGGAAUUGCGUCUGGGGUGUUCAGGCUUGUACCACUUGCAGAUGGCUCAUGGAAGGCCCAUACGGUCUUCACGAACUUGGAAGAUCUCAAAGGUUUUCCUGAACAGAACGGUCCCAGGCGGAACCACCAGCCAAGCCACGGAAGGUGGGCUGCGAAGCGUGCACGAGGUGGGCAGAGCGGGCUUGACGUAGCAGCGCGGCUUAAGAUGCUUGGCAUGAAGAGUCUAGUGGUGGAGAAGAAUGAGAGAAUCGGUGAUAAUUGGAGGAAGCGUUAUGCAGCGCUGUGUCUCCAUGAUCCCGUCUGGUAUGAUCACAUGCCAUACAUUCCCUUCCCCCCCUCAUGGCCUGUAUAUACCCCUGCGCUGAAACUUGCAGAUUGGCUGGAAUCAUAUGCACACAGUAUGGAGCUCGAUGUGUGGACCAGUGCCACCGUGAUGUCCGUCAUUCCGGGUACGAAGGGAAAGAAAUGGAGUGUCUUGGUUCAACGUGCAGACGGAAGGGAGCGGACCUUUGAGGUCAAUCAUGUUGUGUUCGCCUUGGGCUUUGGCAGUGGUACAGCAAAAAUACCGGGUAUACCGGGGCAGGACGAGUUCAAGGGGCAGAUAUUGCAUUCCAGUAAAUACAACCUUGCGACUGAUCACGCAGGAAAGAAGGUCGUUGUUAUUGGGGCGUGCACGUCUGCUCAUGAUAUAUGUGCCGAUUACGUUGAACAUGGCGUUGAUGUGACCAUGGUUCAACGCGGUCCGACUUAUGUCAUGUCCACAAAGGAGGGCAUGCCAAGAUUAAUGACGACGUUCUGCGAGGGUGGCCCUCCCACUGAUAUUGCGGAUCGUGUGAACGGGUCUUAUCCGAAUGGGUUGGUCAAGUUACUGCACCAACGCCUUACGAAGGAGAUUGCUGAGGCCGAUAAAGAGCUUCUUGACGGGCUGCGAAGACGGGGCUUCAAGUUAACAUUUGGCGAGGACGGCUCCGGUUUUCUGUCUAUGGUAUGGAGUAAGGCAGGAGGAUAUUAUCUCGACGUCGGAGCUUCACAGAUGAUCAUCGAUGGGAAGAUCAAACUCAAGAGCGAUGGGCCAAUCUCGCGCUUUACGCAGACGGGUUUGCUUUUCGAAGACGGUUCCACUCUUGAUGCGGACGUGGUGGUCUUCGCUACCGGCUACGCUGAUGCACGUACGGCAUAUCGUGCGCUGCUUCCGGAGUCCCUGUACAACAAAUUGUAUCCUAUCUGGGGCCUUGACAAAGAAGGAGAAUUGAACAGCGUCUGGCGCGAAGUCGGUGGGCGCGGCAAGGAAGGGGAAGCACUCAAUGGUAUAUGGAGCAUGAUGGGGAACUUGGCGCUUUGCAGGUUCCACUCCAAGCAUCUCGCAUUGCAAAUCAAAUCAUACGAAGAGGGUGUUUUCGGGACGAGGUAUCAAUGA